Chrysoperla carnea is the source of this 3093-nucleotide messenger RNA. Its product is annotated as hrp65 protein-like. Bases 166 to 1854 code for a protein of 562 amino acids. Gene Ontology annotation, biological process: regulation of DNA-templated transcription. Gene Ontology annotation, molecular function: RNA binding. Lineage: Eukaryota; Metazoa; Arthropoda; Insecta; Neuroptera; Chrysopidae. Gene Ontology annotation, cellular component: nucleus. The transcript is spliced from 2 exons. The record is from RefSeq and is a predicted model, not a curated record.
AUUGGUGUUGUAAUAGAUCGUUCUACAUCUCCGCUAGAAUAUUCUAUCUUCAACAUAGCAAGUUUGUUAAAUAAUAUAUUUCAAACGUUUAAUAAAAUAUUUUAAGUGUACCAAGAAUAAUUAAUUAAGAAUUUCGUGUGGAAAUUUUUAAAUAAAGCGUACGCAAUGGCUGCUCAAGAAGGUAUUAAAAAAAAUGAUACUGCGGAUCAUCCAAUUAAACAAGAGGUAAAUACACCAGGACCUAAAGAACAAAGAGACAUGAGUAAAAAACGAAGAGGGGGUGGUGGUGGCCGUUGGCAUGGUGGUGGUAAUAGACCUGGUGGGGGCUAUAACAAUCAAAAUAAUAGUGGCCCUAACAAUAACCAAGGACCAAAUAAUUAUAAUGGAGGUAAUCAAAAUAGAGGCGGCGCUGGUGAUAUUGGUCCAGAAAAUGUUGAUCAAGAAAUGGAUGUAAAACGUGGAGGAGGUGGUGGUUUUGGGGGACCACGUAAUAAUCAACGAUUUAACAAUACUGGAGGCCCAGGUGGUGGCCCUGGCAAUCGUGAUCGUGAAUAUGAGCGUAUCAAUGAACGUCUUAUGAUGAUCAGUGGUUCAACUUUAGAUCUUCAACCACUUGAUACAACUGAAAAGAAAUUUGCAGGACGAAAUCGUUUGUACAUUGGUAAUUUAACAAAUGAUAUCACUGAGGAUGAAAUUAAUGAAUUGUUUAAGCCCUAUGGGGAAACAAGCGAAUUGUUUUUGAAUAAAGAAAAAAUGUUCGCUUUCAUUCGUUUGGAUUACCAUGCAAAUGCUGAACGUGCAAAGCGAGAACUUGACGGACAAAUACGUAAAGGACGUCCAAUUAAAAUACGUUUUGCUCCAAAUGCAUCCAGUAUCAAAGUAAAAAAUUUAACACCAUACGUCACAAAUGAGCUUUUACACACAGCCUUCUCAGUAUUUGGUGAUAUUGAACGUUGUGUUGUCAUUGUUGAUGAACGCGGUAAAUCCACUUGUGAGGGUAUUGUUGAAUUUGCACGUAAACCAGCUGCAUUGUGUGCUAUUCGACGAUGUACCGAAAAUUGUUUCUUUUUGACAUCAUCCUUGAGACCAGUAAUUGUCGAGGCACAUGAAAUAAUGGAUGACAUCGAUGGAUUCUCUGAAAAAGGUAUUGGAAAUAAAAAAUCAAAUGACUGGUAUCAAGCACGUGAAGUUGGACCAAGAUUUGCAAGUCCAAAUUCAUUUGAGCAUCAAUACGGUACACGCUGGAAGCAAUUAAAUGAAAUACACAAACAAAAGUUGGAAACAUUAAAACGUGAACAGUUAAUGGAAGAAGAGAAAUUAGAAGCACAAAUGGAGUAUGCACGCUAUGAACAUGAAACUGAAAUGUUACGUGAGCAAUUACGCGCCCGUGAAUUAGAUAAAGAACGGCAAAAACGUGAAUGGGAAAUGAAAGAGCGUGCUGUUGAAGAAGAAAAAAUACGCAGCGAAGAACAAAUGCGACGUUUGCAAGAAGAUAUGUUAUCUCGUAUGAAUAAUCAAGAAGAUGAUUUCCGUCGACGACAAGAAGAGAAUAGUUUAUUCUUAAAAGCCCAUCAAUUAACUGAUAUGUUAGACCAACAAGAGCGAUAUGACACAACCGUUGUUACGGGUAAUGACGGUGUUGGAAUGCCUCCUGACCCUAAAGUAUUUAUGGAUACAUACGAUCGCGGUAAUGAUCAUCGUAUGGAUGACCGAAUGGGUGGUGGGGGUAUGGGUGGCGGCGGUGGACGUGGCGGCUAUAACGAUAAUGACAUAAGGGGUAAUCGAGGAGGUGGUAACUGGGGUAAUAUCGGGGGACGUCGUGACGAUUAUCAAAAUAAGAGACGCCGCUAUUAAACAUUUAUAUCGAUUAAUUAAUUAUUCACAAAUUAAAAUCAACCUUUUUAUUAAUAAACGAAAAUGUUAAUAAUUUUAUUUCAUCAACUGAAGAUGUUGUAGUCUUGACAUUUUUAUACAAUCAAAGUGUUUUCUUCGAGAAAAUCAAGAAAAAUUAGGAUUUAUCUGAUCUAGAAUGUGGAAAUGGCUGAAUUUAACUAUAAUUUGAUCAACAUUUAUGCACUUUCUAUGCCGCGAUUUAUUACUAUUUUUGCAAGUGAAUUGAGACAAAUUCAAAGUUAAAAAUUUUCAGUAUUAACUUAUGACGUUACACAAUUCGAUUUUGUAAAUAUCAAUUCUUAGAGCUUUUUAAUACUUUGAUUUUGUCUCAAAUCAAAUGUUAAUGUGGGUUUAUAGAAUUAUGGAUUUCAAUUUACGCAUGAAAAAUUUCUCCAAUAUUCAUAGUUUUUUUGAGAAUUUUUUCAUUAAUAACUAUGAACCAAAAUAGAAUUAAGUAAACGGCCCAAUCAUAAUUAAUUAAUUAGGACUUGGUAUUUUUUCUUGUAACAGUCGAAACUAUUAAAGUAAACUUUAUGAAUGGUUGACUUAAUAAUAACUAUUGUGUAUUUACUGAAAUUGUAGUUUACAAUAAUUGGACAUAUUUUAAGUGUAAUAAAUGUGAUAAAUCUGAAAUUUCUUAGUUAAGUCUUAUAAAUUUUUAUUUUAAACGAGUCAAUUUUUGUAAAUGUUUGUUUGCAGCUCAUUAAGACUUCUUGCAAUUGCAAUUCUACUUUUUUAAGAACACAUGUUUCCAUAAAUAGAUAAACACCGUUAAAAUAAAACGUGAUUCUAACCAAAAAAGGCGAACUUAAGAAGAAAAAAAAACUAAACUUUACGAAAAAUCGUUCUUGAACAAGUCGUUAUUCUAUAAUAUACAUUAUUAUUUCUUUUAAACAAGAAAACUGAUCUCGGAUACUUAAAUCACAUUGAAUAGUCAUCUUUGUUUUUAAAGGUCUUUAUCUAAUAUGGAACGGGAACAUAAUUUUACUUUUGUUAGACUGGAUUACAUAAAGAUAAUGAAAUGUACUAAUAGUAUCGAAGGGAAAUUUGUCUUCAAAAUUAAGUCUUUCUACUUACGUGACAAAUAAUGUUUACGUAUCAAAAAACGCAAAAUAUUGUUUUCUGAAGUAUUACUUAGUGCAAUGGUGAAUUUGAAUGAUAAAUUAAUUUAAAAUAUGAAAAUUAUUUAAUUUUCACAAA